AUGGGCCGCCCCCGCAACGGCUGCUCCUCGCCGCGCAUCCACGGCCCACCGCUGCACCGUCCUACCAGCGCAAGGUCAGGGUCGAGGACUGCCUUCCGCCCACGCAGCCGCCGCCGAAGAAGCAGGCGCGUACCGCGUCGCAGGUAGGGGAGCCGCGCGCGGUGCCGCCGAGUGUGCAGACCCCUGUGCAAGCUGCGCCUGCUGCGGGUUCGCCCGCCGACGAGCCUGAGCCCUCGCCGACGUCGUCGGGUUCAGCGGAGCCCCCGCGCCCCAAGCCUGAGCCAUCGGUCGAGCCCACGUCGCCCGCCAUGCCGCCCGCCGAGACCACGGGCACGAUGGACGACGCCGCGGCGGCGUGGAGCAAGGUCGUGGCGCGCCACAAGGUGUGGGUGGACCUCGACAACAACACCAGGCGCCUCUACGCCGUGCAUCGCGCGGCUGGCAAGGAGACCGACGAUGCAUAUGCUGAGUACCGUCGCGCGCACGAGAUCGCGCGCAAGAUGCGGCCCCCGACCCUGGAGGAGCUGGAUACGCUGGACCAGGCGAAGUUCGAAGACUAG
Prorocentrum cordatum is the source of this 560-nucleotide messenger RNA. Lineage: Eukaryota; Dinophyceae; Prorocentrales; Prorocentraceae. The record is from the annotation of a GenBank genome assembly.